Molecule: messenger RNA, 27910 nt
Organism: Astyanax mexicanus (Mexican tetra)
Lineage: Eukaryota; Metazoa; Chordata; Actinopteri; Characiformes; Acestrorhamphidae
Gene: syne1b
Product: spectrin repeat containing, nuclear envelope 1b
Exons: 149
Coding region: 663-27077 (8804 amino acids)
Cellular component (GO): membrane
Molecular function (GO): protein binding
Source: RefSeq, a predicted model, not a curated record
UUGUUCAUCUUAAUGUGGUUGUUUUCAUUUAUUAUCAGAGGGGUCUGAAUACUUUUUUGACAGCAAAAGGCAGAAUUACAGGGGUACCACUAUGUUGUACCAAUAGAUGGCAGCAAUGUACGUUAGUUAAUACGGCUGAAUGAACACUGUUAUAGCGUUUCCAUGGGCAACGUCUCACACACGACUGAGGAACCGAGAGACCAACUAGCUACCGCUAACUACCUAAACAAAUUACUACCUAAACCUUCCUGAAGCUACACACCUCCAACCACAACACAGAUACAGCGGGAACAGCUACUUUGUUAACUAUGUCUGAAAUUAAUGGCUGCUUUGGAACAAUAUGAAUUAAAUUGAAGAACGAAAUGCCCAUGAAAUAUGUGACAGUAAAAGGAAGAAGGCUUGUGAUUCGAGAGGAAGGCAGCCACAAGGCCAAACCCCUUAAAGAAAAACGCUCUCUCAUUGGUUCCUUUGCUGCAGCAAAUCAAGUUCCUGGAUUCUGUAUGAGAGAGAGAGACAGGGCAAGAGAAGAGAGAGAGAGAGAGAGCUGCAGGAAGCCUUAGUGGGGAUGCCCUCCUAAGAAACUAGUGCAGUAGCUUCUCUGCUGACUGCUUAAGAGAUCCAGUGUGACUGGCCCGGGGUAUCCCACCACUGCAGACAGGGCCAUGGCCUCACGCAGCCCUUUUGGACGGUCCGCCAAGGACAUUAUGAAUGUGAUGCAAAGACUGCAAGAUGAACAGGAAUCAGUCCAGAAAAGAACUUUCACCAAGUGGAUUAAUUCACAUUUGGCCAAGCGUAACCCCCCUUUAGAAAUCAAUGACCUCUUUGAGGACAUCAAGGAUGGGGUGAAACUGCUGGCUCUGCUGGAGGUGCUGUCUGGGCAGAGAUUACCAUCUGAACAGGGUCGGCAGCUGAAGAGAAUCCAUUGGGUGUCCAACAUCGGUACUGCACUCAAGUUUUUGGAAGGCAGGAGGUCUGUGUACAGGGGAUCUCCGAUCAAACUAGUCAACAUAAAUGCCACCGAUAUUGCUGAUGGAAGGCCAUCCAUUGUCUUGGGGUUGAUGUGGACCAUCAUCCUCUAUUUCCAGAUCGAGGAGUUGACAAGUAACCUCCCAGCCCUGCAAGCACUGUCCAACAGCGCAUCUUCUGUAGAUAGUAUGGCCAGUUCUGAGACUGCCAGCCCACCUAUGAAGAGGAAAGUUGUCACCAAGUUUCAAGGCAAUGCAAAGAGAGCCCUGCUCAGAUGGGUGCAGUGCACAGCAACCAAGCGUUUGGGGAUUGAGGUGAAAGACUUUGGCUCUAGCUGGCGCACUGGGGUGGCCUUCCAUUCCGUCAUAUAUGCCAUUCGCCCAGACUUGGUGGACAUGGAGCUUGUGAAGAGAAGAAGCAACCGUGAGAACUUGGAGGAAGCCUUUACUGUGGCAGAGAACGAGCUGGGCAUCCCACGUCUACUAGAUCCAGAAGAUGUGGAUGUGGACAAACCUGAUGAGAAGUCCAUAAUGACUUACGUGGCUCAGUUCCUUAAGCACUACCCUGACCCCCACCAGUCGGAGACAGAUGGACAGCAAGAGGAGUAUGAUCCUCAAGAUAUUGAACUAAUGCUUGAGAGGGAGGAGCGGAAAGUUCUGCGGGAGUUGAAGGCCUGGCUGGAUCAGCUGGAGAGAGAUAUACUUCGUGCGCAGGGAGCAGAAGGCAAUCUUAGUGACAAAUAUCAGGCCUUCAAGAACUUCCGUGUGCAGUAUGAGGUGAGAAAGAAGCAGGUGGAGUCACUGCUGCAGCCCGUGCACAGGGACGGUAAACUGUCUGUGGACCAGGCAGUGGUGAAGCAGUCCUGGGAUCAAGUCUCUGUCAGGCUCCUGGACUGGCAUAUCCAUCUGGAUAAGUCUUUACCAGGUCCAUUGGGAGUGAUUGGAGCUUGGCUGCAUCGAGCAGAGCUUGCUCUCAGAGAAGACAUUCCAAUUCAGCAGGCCCAUGAGGAGACGGCCAAUAUAAUCCAUAGAAAGCUGGAGCAGCACAAGGAUGUCUUAACGAAUUUGGAAGGGCACAGACAGGCAUUCCAGCAGAUUCACAGAGACAGAUCAGUAAAUGGUGUCCCUGUCCCAGCUGAACAGCUCCAAGACAUGGCGGAAAGAUUUAAUUUCGUGUCCACCUCCUCACAUGUUCACCUAAUCAAACUGGAAUUCUGGGAAAUGAAGUACCGUCUCAUGGCAUUUCUUAUUCUGGCUGAGUCUAAGCUCAAAUCCUGGAUAAUCAAAUAUGGCCGGCGGGACUCUGUGGAGCUGCUUCUGCAGAACUACAUUGCCUUCAUAGAGGGUCACAAGUUUUUUGAACAGUAUGAGACCACAUUCCGGACACUUAAACAAGCUGCAGACGUCUACAUUAAAUCUGAUAAUUCAGGCUGUAAGAUCUCCAGGAGAGCUGAGGAGCGAGAGGGGGUGAAUAAGUUUCUGAGUGAUGCAACAGCACAGUGGAAGAACCUGUCGGUGGAGGUGCGCAGCGUGCGCAGCAUGCUAGAGGAGGUCAUCUCCAACUGGGAGAAGUACAGCAGCACGGUGGCCAGCCUGCAGGCCUGGCUGGAGGACGCCGAGCAGAUGCUCAACCACUCUGAGAGUGACAAGCGUGAAUUCUUCCGGAACCUUCCACACUGGAUACAGCAGCACAUGGAUAUGAAUGAUGCAGGGAACUUCCUAAUCGAGACCUGUGAUGAGACUGUGUCCAGAGACCUGAAGCAGCAGCUGCUCCUCCUUAAUGGCAGGUGGAGGGAGCUGUUUGUCAAAGUCAAACAUUAUGCAAGAGCAGAUGAAGUGGACAAGCUGAGGAAAGACUAUGAAGAUGGCAUCUUAGCUUUGAAGAUUUUUAUGGACACCUCCAACGAGAGGAUGAAUACGCCAGUCCAAGUCUCCUUCCUGAACAUUAGGACUUUUCUUCAAGACAUUGAGGACAUCAAGCACAAAGUACCCGCUAUGGAGGCAGUGUACAAGACAGCAACACGCAAUGCCCAGCAGCUGACCAAAGACACUCCUCAAGAGGAGAUCACACAGAUGCUAGCUGCCAUGGCAACCCUCAAAGAGGAGCUCAGCAAGAUAAGGGAGAAGGCCUUGCCUUUGCUGAGGGAUGCCCAGGCCUUGCUGCCUCCUUUAGAGGAGAUGGAGAAGCACAUCACUGGGUUCUAUCAGUCUCUGGAGAAGGCCAGUCGCAUCACCAGCACACGUGACUCUGAGACUCCAGGAGACUUUAAGCAGAAGUGUCAGGAGCUUGUGACAUACCAGCAAAGCUGUAAGAAAUGCCUCACAGUGAUCGAUAAAAACCAUCAGAUCAUAAUGAAGGCCCUGGAGAGCAGUAAAACUUUAAAACACCUGGAUACAUCUCUGCUGCAGAAGAGAGUAGCAGAACUACAGGCUUCCUCACAGGCUAUGGUAAAAGAAACCACAGAAUGGAAGAAGCAUGUAGAGGCCAACAGCAGCUUGCUGAAGAGGUUCGAGGAGUCUCGUGCAGAGCUAGAGAAGGUUCUUAAAAUAGCCAGAAGCUCUAUGACGGAGAGAGGAAAACCAGAGGACCUACUCAAAAAACACACAGAGUUCUUUGGACAGCUUGAUCAGCGAGUCCUUAAUGCAUUUCUUAAAGCCUGUGAUGAACUUACUGACAUCUUACCUGAGCAAGAACAGCAGAGUCUACAGGAAACUGUCAGGAAACUGCAUAAACAGUGGAAGGAUGUGCAGACUGAGAUUCCUUACCACCUGCUGAAUCUAAAGGUGGAGGUGGAGCACAGUCGUCUAAUGGCUUCUCUGCAGGAGUGCCAGUCUGAACUGACCCGAGAGAAUCGCAGUCUGCCAGGCAUGGGCAGUGAGAGACUUGUGAAAGAGCACAGGGCCUUUUUCAGAGAGAAGGGCCCACAGACGCUGUGUGAGAAAAGGCUGCAGCACAUGGAGGAGCUCUGUCUGAAGCUUCCCGACAGUGAGCAGGCACACCAAACUCUGGAAAAUGCCAGGUCGGCCUUUGCCGAGGUUAAAGACGAGAUAGAGAGCAUGCAUCAAAAACUCAUGCUGCACCCCGACAAGUGGAAAGAGUUUAACACCAGAUUCUCUGAGCUGUCUGCUUGGUUGACGUCGAAGGAAAGUCAGCUCAGGCUGCUGCGAAACCGAGCAAGUGAUCCCAGUAAAUUUAACCAGGUUAAAUCCACUAUAGAGAGCCUGAGGAAUGAUGCUGAGCUGCAAGAAGGGAACAUGGGCUGGCUGAAAUCUCAUCUGGCUGUGCUUAUAGAGAUCUGCACUGAAAGCGAUGCUCAAAGACAGGCAGCUGCCCUCAGCAAGCUCUCCACAGACUUCAAGAGCCUGCUUACGUCUCUCUCUGAGUCUGAGAAGGUGAUCUUGGCAGUUGGAGACUGUGUUCAGUUCCAGGAGGAAGUGAAGAACACUCUGGAUGAACUGGUGCAGGGGCAGCAGGAGCUACAGGGAGAAGUAACGAAAGUUCUCAACUCAGAGUCUGCGAGAGAAGCCCAACAGCUGCUGCUUAUUCACCAGCAACAGCUGAAACGUCUGAAGCUUAAGAGGAAGGACAUGCAGCUGCAGAUCAACAGAGGCCAGCAGCUCCAGACUGAGGAGGGCCUGGGGGAAGGUCUACAGGAUGAUCUGCAGAAACUGGAGAGCACUCUGAGUAAGAUGGACCAAAGCAUAGAGGCACAGGAGCAGAGUCUGGAGGCAACUCUGGCUGCAUGGCUAGAGUUUGACAGCCAGCAGGCAGCAGUGGGCGAGUUUUUGAACCGAGCACGUUCACUCAUAGACAGAGAAAUGACUUUCAGCAGCCCAGAGAGUCUGAGUGCAGAGCUGGAGCAGGCAAAGGGGCUGCUGAAACAGAGUGAGACUGAGGCCAAGCAAGUAAACACCCUCCUGAAGAGGGCGUCAGAGAUCCAGCUCGGACCUAAGAAUGAUUCUCUGCUCCAGAAUCAAGCUUGCUCCCUCAGCAAACAAAUGGACAAAGUUGAGGCUCACCUCAAGAAAGAUGUAACAACCUUGGAAGGAAUGAAAGAUCAGUGGGAUUCAUUUGGGAGUGAGUUUGAGACUUUCUCCACUUGGAUCUCUGAGAAAGAGAAGGAAAUAGAAGCUCUGAAGAGCUCUAAUGCACCACUGGAGCAGCAGGUUAACGCUGUGAAGGCUGUAAUAAAUGAGUUGCAAGAGCAAGCAAAGACCUUCUCCCAUCUGGAGGAAAGUGCUCAGGCAAUGGCUCAGUUUGUGUCCUCGGGCGAGUCUGCCCGAAUCAAAGCUCGGCUUACUCAGAUUGGCAGGUACUGGGAGGAGCUUAAGGAGAGUGUGGAGCAUUUGAAUGGACUGUUGGAGGAGAGCUGUUCACACCAGCAGAAGUUUGACGCAAACCUUCAACAGCUGCAAUCUGAGAUUGAUGACAUCCAUAAGAAGCUGGACACACCUGUAACAACCUGUGUAUCUUCAGCUGCAACCUACAAAGCCCUACAGGACCACAUGGAUGUAUUCCAGUCCCUUGAAAAACUAAAGGCCACCCUGCUGUCUCUGUGUGCUGGAGCCCGCAGGCUGAGUGAGAGAGAGAAGGCAGAGAGAGCAGUGACAGCUCUACAGCAGAGCUAUGAGCAGAACCUUAAGCAAGCCAAAGACAAGCAGAGCCAAAUGGAGAACCUGCUGUCACUCUGGCAGAAGUAUGAAAAAGACUGGUUAUCGUUGCAAUUAUGCCUUGAGAGAUGUGAAUCCAUGUCUGCUUCUGCCAGCCAGUAUCUCAUUGUGGACAAAGCUAAGUUGGAUGGAGAGCUGAUGGAACUGAAGCAUCUACACUCUGAGCUGCAGUCUCUGGAGUCAGUGUAUGAAGGACUGUUAACCCAAGCUCCUGGCCUUUACCCCACGGCAUCAGAAGAGCGAGUAAAGACCCUCGAAGAACAUCAAGAACAGCUGAAGAAAAGAUGGAGCUCCCAAAGCACAGCAAUACCUGGCAGAAUUCAAGUUCUUCAAGACCAUCUGUCUCAGAUGGCAGAAUUUGAUCAGGCUCUGCAGAAGUUCUUCAAAUGGGGAGAGUCUUUUCUGUCAUCUCUUCACUCUUUCUCCCAAGUGAACAUUGCAGAUUUACAGCCAAUUGCAGUGGAAAUAAAGGAGAAGGCAGAGGUUCUGCAGAGCCAAAACAGUGAGAGAGAGAAUAUCCAGCAGCAGACUGAUACCCUGUGUGCCUCCUGUGAGCCUGUGGAGAAGCAGCUCCUGCAGAGCAGACUGGAGAACAGCCUACAGCCCUACCUGGAAGCCCAGCAGCUGGUGAUGCUGCGAGGUGAGGGUGUGGAGAAGCUAGAGGCUUUCCUGCAGACGCACAGCGUAGCUGCAGGUGUUCUGCGGGGCCUCAGGCAAACGGUGGAGAGUGCUGGCAGCUGGGACAAGAGCCGAGUGGACGAGUUACAGAGUGAUCUGGAGGCCAUCGUGCCCGACAUCAGCCGCCUGGAGACACUGGCCAUCAGUUUGGACAGCACCUUGUGUAAGGCCCACCUCCACCUGACUGAUGGGAAGGAUGCACGCACCUCGUGCAGAUCGCUGGCUGAUUCUCUGAGUGCAGAUCUGGAUGGAGUGAGAAGCCUGCUGGGUUCCAAACAGAGUGAGGCAGAGGCUUUGGGAGCAUUGUGGAGCUCCUUCAGACAACGCAAAGAGCAGCUGCUCAAGAGUGUGGAAGAUAUUGAGGAAAAGGCUGACCAGCAGACCCUCAAAGAGCCCAAUCUGCUCACCUUACAACAAAGGCUUCGAUGCUUUAAUCAGCUGGAAGAUGAGCUCCAGUCCCAUCAGCAUGAGGAGCAGUGGCUAAAAGAUAAAGGCCAGCAGUUGGCCCAGAGAGAUGCAGAACUAGCUGGAGAGGUGCUGAGGGAGAUCAACCUUCUUAAGACCACCUGGGAUGACACCAAGAAAGUUAUUACAGAAAGACAGGAGCAGUGUAAUGCCAUGAUUGAACAGAUGAGAGACUACCAAGGUCUGAAGUCCUCGAUUAAUGCAAUAGUAGAGAGUGCAGAGAAUGUGGCUGAUAUUAAAUUGGUUAUAAAAGAUCAGGAGGACACCAGGAGAUCACUGUCUAAGCAUGAAUCAGUUAAGACUGAAUUAGCAAGUAAUCAAGGUGAACUGGACCGCUUCUCUAGUAAAGGCAAGCAGCUGCUGAGUGAACUAAGCAGGAUUCCAGACUGUCAAACCCAAGUAAUAAAGAUGGAAAUGGAAGCUGUAGUGGACCAGUGGCUGGAUGUGUCUGAGAGAAUCGAGGACAACCUCGAAAAUCUAAAGAAAAGUUUGUCCAUAUGGGAGGAUAUUUAUGGUGUCAGUGAGGAAAUAGAGAGCUGGUCCAAUAGCUCUGUAAUGGAACUCACUGACAGCCUCAAUAACUUCAACGACAGCCAGAAGACUGAACACCGCCUCGCUGAAGUCAAGGUUGAGGUUCAACAGAAGGAGAAGAGAUUAGACAGUCUCCAGUCUAAGGUGUCGGAGCUGAAACAGCUUGGUGGUACUCAAGACACCCCACCAGCACUGCAGGUUAUCGAGGCUGACCUGAGGAAGAAGAUAAGCAAUGUGCAGGAGUUGUGUGAACAAGCAAAGAACAACUUGAAAGAUUUUUGCUCUCAGAAAAAGCAGCUUGAGGACUUUCUUUCUCAGAUGACUGAAUGGCUGAAGAAGGUGGAAGGCUCUCUGCUGGACUCACAGUGUGCAUCGCCACCAGAGGAGAUCUGCAGAGUGAAGGAUAUCCAGAAAGAUCUGCAGAACCAGCAGACGAGCAUUGACUCAGCACGAGAGAGCCUGAACACGCUUUGCAGAAAGUAUCCCUCAGAAGAACUGACUGCUCUCGGCUCAGCCCUAACUGACCUUAUCAAGAAAUAUGAAACUGUCAAUCAGCUUUGUGUCAAAAGACUGGGGUCAAUGCAGCAUGGGCUACAGCAGCUCUUCAGUGAACUUGUGAAGCAGUUUCAUACAUGGGUUUCUGGACAGAAGGAUAUAGUUAGAGAAUGUUUUGACCAUUCUGGGGACAUCAGCAUUGUGGAGCGCAAAUUGCAGAAGCUUAAGGGAGCUCUGGAGCGGGUUGAGGAUGGAGAAGGUCGUCUGAUGCAGGUGUGUCAGGAAGGAGAGAAGCUCCUGCUUUAUCUCCCCAAAGCCACCGCUGGCCAGGUCCAGCAGAGUCUCUCGUCUAUCCAGCAGGACUGGGACAGUUAUGUGGAGCAGUGCAGGCUGAAUCAGCAGAGCCUGGAGGAAAGCUCCACUCUGCUCAAUGGCUUUGAGAACCAUCUACAAAGACUGGGUCGCUGGCUGGAGCGAAUGGAAGUGAGACUGGGCACAGAACUUCCAGAGAGCAAACACAGCGACCAAGAGAAAGCCGGACUGGAUCGUGUAGAGGAGUUCUAUCAGGAAGCUCUAAAGGAGAGGGACUCCUUUGAAAACCUGUGCCAGGAGGCUCAGGCUCUGAGUGAGGGAGGUCACGGCAGUGGGUCAGAACUGCGAGUUUCUACCCAGCUGCAAAUGCAGCAGCAGAGUCUGCUGAAGGCUGUGAGGGAGCGACUGCGCAGCUGCCAGCUAAGCUUGCAGGAGCAGCAGGCCUUUGAGGAGACCCUGCACAACACCUGGGCCUGGCUCAGCAACAUCCAAGAACGGCUUACGGCGCUUAACAGCACCACCGGCAACAAGGAAACACUGGAGAAGAGACUGGGGAUGGUGCAGGACAUUCUGUUAAUGAAAGGAGAAGGAGAGGUCAAGCUGAAUAUGACAGUUGGUAAAGGGGAGCAAGUUGUGAAGAACUGCAGCAAGGACAAACAGAAGGCUAUCCGCUCUCAGCUCCAGAGUCUGAAAGAUUCCUGGGCCAACAUGCUCAUGACUGCUAUGAGCUCUCACAGUCGUCUGGAGUGGACUGUGGCUCAGUGGAGCAGCUAUCAGGAAGGGAAAGCUCAGCUUCAGCAGUGGAUGGAGACAGUGGAGCAGGAGGUUGGAGUGGCUCUUCCUCAGCAGCCUGGCCUUAAGGAGAAAGCCUCUUUGCUGGAUCGCCUGCGGGCCAUACAGGCUGACGUCGAUGGCCACUCGGCAUCACUCAGUCGCCUGAAUGAGAAAGCUGCUGAGCUUCACGACAAGACUGGAGACCAGACCUUUGCAGAAGAGCCUAGAGCAGAACUUAACUCCCAAUUUUCUGACAUUACUACAGUCAUCAAAAGUAAGGUGCAACAGAUGGAGGAGAUAGUGAAAGAGCAUGAGCAGUAUGUGGAGGCUGUGCGGGAGCUAAAUGACUGGCUGACCUCUGCUAAAGAGGAGCUGCAGCGCUGGUCUGACAUGUCUGGGGAUGCUGUCUCUGUUCAGAAGAAGCUUUCCAAAGUGCGGGAGCUGCUGGACUCCAGGAAACAGGGCAAGGAACGACUGACGCGGGUGCAGCAAUGUGGGGCUUCAACGCGGGACCACACCUCAACUGUGGGCUGUGAGGCUUUGGAGAGAGAGGAAUCUGCUCUGCUCUCUGCGUGGGAACAGUGGGAGCGCGGGGCUAAGCACGUGCGCUCGGGUCUGGAGGCCACAUUAGCUCAGAUGGCCAGCUCAGAACAAGAGUUUAGCAGUUUAGCAGCACAGCUGGAGCAGGACCUGCUAGACUUCAGCAGUCGACUGAAUGAUUGGCGUGUCACGCUACAGCAGGUGGAGGCCAUGAAGACCAGCGAGGAGGCUGUACAGGGCUGGCAGAUUGCCAAGGACACCCUGGAAGCACUGCUUAAUGUGGAGCCCAUGUCAGACAGUUUGAAGUCGCAGCUGAAUGACCUGUGCCGUUUCUCCAGAGACCUGGGAACACAGUCUGAGAGAGUGUCUGCCCUGAUCAAAGAGUACAACAGUCUGAGCCUGCAGGCCUCUCGGGAAUGCCAGGGAAAAGAGAAGCUGCUGGAGCAGAAGUUUCGGGCAGCUUUUCGAGACUUUCAGCAGUGGCUGGUCAGCGCUAAAAUUAACACAGCCAAGUGUUUUGAUGCCCCACAAAAUCUUGCUGAGGCUUCAUCUAGUCUGCAGAAGAUCCAGGAGUUCCUGAGUGACAGAGAGCACGCACAUGCAAAACUGAAUGCAGUAGCAGCGAGUGGAGACCUGUUGAUCAACAUUGCUGCUAAAGAUCGCAUAGAGGCAGUCCGGAAUAAAGUGAGCAGUGCCAGAGAGGACUGGAAGUCACUGAUGACAAACCUGCAUCAGAGAGAGACUGCUUUACAAAACCUGCAGGCUCAGAUGAGAGACUUCGAGACGAGUGUGGAGCCACUGCAGGAAUGGUUAAAUGAGACUGAGGCAGCUGUGCAGCAGAGCAGCAGUCGGCUGCAUGACCUCUCAGCUAAGAAACAUGAACUCCAGAGGGUCCAGUCAGUGCUUGAAGAGUUGGCCUCUCAGGAGGUUCAGCUGAGCAGACUGAGAGAAAAGGCCCAGCAGCUGUGGGACGGACACACGGCCGGAAAGGGCUUUGUGCACCGCGUCUCGCAGCUCUCCGCCCACUACCUAGCUUUAAGCAACCUGACCAAGGAAAAAGCCUCCCGGAUCGAAAGGAUUGUGUCGGAGCACCAGCUUUUCUCUCAGGGUCUGAAGGAGCUGCAGAACUGGGUAGCUGACACCAGUCACAUGCUGCAGACGUACUGCACGCCAACAGCAGAUAAGAAUGUGCUGGACAGCAGGAUGAUCAAACUUGAGGCUCUGCUUACAGCUCGCCAGGAGAAGGAGAUCCAGCUGAAGAUGCUGGUCACACGAGGUGAGUCUGUGCAGAGGAACACGUCCGCCGAGGGAGUUCCUCUGGUGCGCCAACAGAUCCAGGAUCUGAAGGACUCAUGGGAUGCCCUGCUGUCUGCAUCCAUUCAGUGCAAGAGUCAGCUGGAGGGAGCACUGUCACAGUGGACCAGUUAUCAGGAGGACGUGCGGCAGUUUGUGAGCUGGAUUGAGCAGGUGGAGGAAAGUCUUAACUCCACGGACAAACAGUGCUCCGAGAUGAGAGAUAAAACUGCCAACCUGGGCAAAGCCAAGCUUUUAUAUGAGGAAGUGCUGAGUCACAGCUCAGUCCUCGACACCAUCUCAAUAAAAGGUUCCAACAUGGCUGAGCAUUAUGUCACCCAGCUGGAGAUUCAAGACCUGCAGGAGCGGUAUAAUGCUGUUAAAGAGAGAGCACAGCUGGCAGUGGGGAAAGCAGAGGAGCUGGUUCUGGCCCAUCAGGAGUACCAGCACAGUUUGCACGAGUUUAAGGACUGGCUGGAGCAGCAGCAGGAGAAACUCAGCUGUUACACUCAGCUGGAGGGAGAUGUUGAAACCCUGGAGGAAACACUGCAAAAGCUUCAGGAGCUACAGGUGCACUGCACAGAAGGACAGGCUCUGCUGAACACGCUGUUGGUAAACCGUGAGCAGGUUAUUCCAUGGGGAACACCCCAGUUGGAGGACCGCACACUCGAAUCAGUUCAGCAGGAGUGGACCACUUACCAGGCCCGGCUGGGCGAGACCAGAUCUCAGCUGAACAGUGCCUUAGCCAAGCUCCGACAGAUCGAGCAGAAGUUCCAGCGGCUUGAUAACUGGCUGAAGGGAAUGGAGAGUAAAGGCCAGCUGCGAAGCUGCAGGCGUUCUGAUAGAGCUACCAAAGAGGCCCAGCUACAGCUGCUAAAGAGCUGGCAUGAGGAGGUGCUGGUCUACCAGGAGGAGAUAGAGGGUUUAAGUUAUCUGGCUCAGCAAGUUCUGGAGGAGACCCACAUCAGUAGUCGAGUGAGCACAAGAGCCACACAGCUCACUUCACGCUACCAUGCCCUGCUCCUGCACUUGCUGGAGACAAUCAAACAACUGAAAGAGGAAGUGUCCAGCAUUGAAGAAGCUCACAGCAUCUUCAGCACAUUCUCUGACUGGCUGAGCACGGCACAGAAGAACUUCAGCAGUGUGGCCAUCAGCAUUGAUGCUGUUGAUCGGGUUGCGAUGGAGAAGAAAAUGAAAAAACUAGAGGCUCUUCAAGGUGAUAUGGAGCUGGGUCACACGUUCCUAAAGACCAUGAGGGAAAAGACUGAACGGGCCAUGGCCUUCCUGGAGGAGUCAGAGGCUGAGCAGCUGAAAGAAGAGAUCAACACGCGUCUCUCUCAGCUGGAGGAGUUAAUGGGAGCUCUGCGGGCUGAGAUCAGCGCUCAGGAGAAGUGCAUCCAGCUUUCUAAGGAUUUUCUAGACAAGUAUAAGACACAGAACCAGUGGCUUACAGAAACUAAAUCCCUACUGGCCUCCCCAGUGGAACUUAAAGCUGAACUGUAUCAGAAGAAGGCCCAAUUAGCCAAAUACAAGACAAUUCAACAAACUGUGCAGUCUCACGAAUCAGCUGUAAAGUCUGUCAUUGAGAAAGGAGAAGCACUGGUGGAAACUGUGCGUGACCCGACUAUAAGUGAGAACAUGGCUAAGCUGGAAAGGGACUAUCAAGAUAUAUCCAACACAGCCAAGGCUCAAGUACAGAAGCUGUUGGAGGGGGUGAAAGAGCAUGAGCAGUAUAACAGUGAGCUACAGGAGGUGGAGAAGUGGCUCCUACAGAUGUCAAGCAGACUGGUCAGCUCUGACUCUAUGCAAAGUGGCAGUCUAGAGAUGGCCACACAGCAGCUAGCAAGACACAAGGCAAUAAUGGAGGAAAUUGCUGGCUUUGAAGAGCGCUUGACAAGUCUGAAAGCGAAAGGUGAGGGUCUUGUCAGUAGCUGUUCAGAGCAAGUUCAGGCCAAGAUCAGCCAGCAGAUUCAGACUCACCAGCAAGGAACCAAAGACAGCUAUUCAGCUAUCUGCAGCACAGCUCAACGGGUUUAUCAGAGUCUUGACAGAGAGCUCCAGAAGCAUGUUAGUCACCAGGAUACUCUGCAGCAGUGUGAGACCUGGCUCUCUUCUGUUCAAGAGGAGAUGCAACUACAUUCACAGACCCCCUUUAGCCUUCAAGAAGCACUUAAACAGAUGAAGCACUUCAGGGCGUUACAGGAGCAAGCCAGCACCUAUCUUGAUCUGGUUUGUUCAGUCUGUGAUUUAUCAGAUGAGUCUGUGAGAGCCACAGCUACAAAGAUUCAGCAGAUAAAAACCAUGAUUGAAGAAAGGAUGUCCAGAGCGCAGCAGCUAUCAGAAAGCUGGAGGGAGAUUAAGGAACAAAAGCAGGAGCUAUCUACACUCUUCCAAGAUUUGGAACAGCAAUUACAAAGCCUUUCUCGAAGACCUGCUGAACUGGAGCCUAAGAUUGCCCAGAACAUGCUGGACCAGGCCAAAGAGUUUGGCCAGCAGCUGCAAAGCAGGCAGAGUACUUUGACGAAGAUGACGGAGAGUGUGAGUAAGCUUACAGAAGGCCGUGACUCUCCAGAACAUGCAGAGAUUAACCAACUGAGUCAUGCAUGGCUAGAGCUGUGCCACCAGGCCAACAGGCUGCAGACCCAGAGGGAAGAAGAUCUGCUGAGAACAAAGGACUACCAUGACUCCAUCAGUGCCAUCGAAGCCCUGUUUGAACAGGUUUCCAAGGAAUGGGAUAAUCUAGCAAGAACUGAUGCUGAGAGCUCAUCUGAACAUCUGGAGGCCCUCCGGAAACUCUCAAUUGCCCUCAAAGAUAAGAAGAACACCCUUGAUGACCUGAAAGAACAAAAGCAGAAAGUCAUGUAUUACUUAAAUCUGGAUGACAAAGAGCUGGUGAAGGAACAGAUCAGCCACUUUGAGCAGCGAUGGGCCCACCUGGAGAGCCUCAUCGAGAGAAAGAUCCAGGACUCUCUACUGACACUUGAUGACAUGAGCCAAGUAGAGGCUCGACUGAAAGAGGCAAGAGAAUGGGCUGAGGAGCAACGACCUGCCCUGUCUGAGGCUAUGAAAAUGAGCCCACCACCAGAGCUGGCUCAGAGCUUCCUUUUUGAUCACCUCAGCAUCUGCAGUGAGCUUGAGGCUAAGCAGUUGCUGCUUUCCCAGGCCAUGAGUGAUGCAGACAGGGUUUUAGCACACCUGGGCCUCAAUGAAAGGCAACAUCUGCAGCAGCUCAUCUCAGAGACCCAGGCUGAGGUAGAGACUUUGAGUGUCAAAGUAGCCCAGCGAAGGAAACACCUCAGUAAGGCUUUCACAGAGAGGACCCAGUUCCUACUGGCUGUAAGUCAGGCUAUCACUUGGGUCCAGCAGAAUGAGAAGAAAGCCCAGGCUGAUGACUACAUUGCACUUUUACCAGACGAUUUGUCUAAGCAGGUGAGGACCUGCAGGAACAUCCAAAGCAGCCUGAGGGCUUACCAGAGUGAGCUAACUUCACUGUGGUCUCAAGGAAGGGAUCUAAUGAAAGAUGCCACUGAGGAAGAGAAGACUGAGAUGCUAACCAAACUGCAGGAAUUACAGAAUAUCUUCGAGAUAGCUUUGCAAAAGUGUAGCCAAAGACUUCAGGAGCUGGAGAAGGUUCUGGUGACUAGAAAAUACUUUAAGGCAGAUUUAGAAAAGACAUGCCAGUGGUUGAAACAAGCAGAUAUUGUAACAUUUCCAGAGAUAAACCUCAUGAAUGGAGACGCAGAGCUAAGUGCACAGCUCAUAAAAUACCAGCAAAUACUGAAUCAAGCUGCUGAAUAUGAGAAUCUCCUGCUAAUCGUCCAAAGAGCGGGCCAAGACAUACUGCCCACGCUCAGCGAGGUUGACCAUUGCUAUUUGGAUGAAAAACUUAAUGCUCUUCCUCAGCAAUACAACAACAUCCUGGCAUUAGCGAAAGAAAAGCAAGAGAAGAUCCAGCAAGCCAUCCUUGCACGUCAGGAGUACGCGUCAUUCAUUGAUGUGACCCACAAAGCAUUGAAAGAACUUGAAGAACAGUUCCACAACCUUGGGACUCAACCCGUUGGUCUACAGACAGAAGAGGUCAUUAGUUUACAGCAGGAUUAUAAAGUCUUGCUUGAAGAGUUGACCAAUCUUGGGCAGGCGGUUAGUGAGCUGAACCAGAAAAAAGAGGGCUUUCGCAGCACAGGGCAACCCUGGCAACCUGAGGAAAUGACACAACUAGUCAGCCUGUAUAAUGGUCUGAAAAGACUUAUAGAACAGAGAGUGGAACAUCUUGAUGACACUUUGGAAUCAUUUGAAGACCACCAAGCCAUGGCCAUGCAAGUUGACUCAGAGUUAAAAGCAACUAAAGAGCAACUGGUCAAAGUCAAUGCUGAGACUCAGUCAGCCGAAGAGAGGCUGAAGAACUAUCAUGCCCUUGCUGCUAGUCUUCAGGGAGCCAACUCCCACCUCUCCAGACUCAUGGAGCAGAUGGGCAACCUCGCAACCCACAUGGACCCAGCUGCCCACGAGGUUUCUCAGCAGCGUGUGGUAUCCUGGCAGGAGGAACUUCAGUCUCUACAGUCAGAUGUGGGAGAGAUGAUAGUGGAGUGUGAGAACAGGUUCGUUCAGAGUAAGGACUUUGAAACUGAAGUGAAACGCACUUUAGCAUGGCUGCAGCAGAUCCGAGAUGAGCUUGGUUGUGCCGUGGUUGUGGACGUGAAGGUGGAAAAGGUUCAGGAAGAGAUCAGGAAGCAGCAGAUCAUGCAGGAAGAAGUGCAGUCUCGACUAAGGAUAGUGACUGCACUGAGUAACAGGGAGAAACAGAAGUAUACCAGUGCUAAUGAGCUGGUCCCACCUCAUGUGGACUCCAGUCUGCAGGAAAUGGCACAGCUGGAGGCUGAUGUACAGCGAGCCCUCAGCUCUAAGCAGAUCACUCUAGAGCAAGCACUGGCUUUAUGCCAGAAGUACCAUUCACGGAUGCAGGCCGCGUGUGAGUGGCUGGAAGAUGCUGUAGGCUUCUUGCAGCAGGCCAGUCUAGGAGUGGAUGUGGAGAACUACGAAGAAUGCCUACGGCAACAGGAGGAUAUCAUGGCCACUGAGCAGGACUUCCUGGGUGUUCUGGAAGAGCUUGAGUCACUUCCACCUCAACUAGAGAACCUGGUGAACCCCACAGCCAAAGAACAGCUGAGGCAGAGUGUGGAGUCUGCUCAACAAAGAGGAGUAGAAGUUAGAGACCAGCUUCAGUGUCACCAAGAUGUCCUGAACAGCUGUGUAGCACAAUGGAAAUCCUAUCAAGAUGCCAGACAGACAGUAAUUGAGCUGAUGAACGAGGCAGAGAAAAAACUGACUGAGUUCUCUACAGCCAAGGCUGAAACUUUCCAGGAAGCAGAAGAGAAGCUCAGAACUCAUAAGUCAUUAGUGUCCAUGGUAAAUGGAUUCCAGGAGAAACUGACUGGUCUAGAGGAGCAGGCAUCUCAGCUUGAGCUGAUUGGCAGUGAUGCCAGCAAGGCCACUAUAAGUCGCUCCAUGACCACAGUAUGGCAGCGCUGGACUAGACUGCGUAGUGUGGCUCGAGGUCAAGAGAGAGUGCUAGAGGACACAGCUCACGAGUGGAGGACUUUCAGAGAGAAGAUGAUGAAAAUAAGAGCUGUGGCAGAAGAGCUCAGGAGUCGUGUUCCUGAAUGUACUGUAGAAAAAGCCUCAAAGGCCACACUGCAGUCUCAUCUGGAGCAACAUGAGAUGGUCACCCAGGAUCUGGAGAGGGAACUGUCCUCUCUCACACUCCUGCGGCAGUACGCACUUAGCCUGUUGCAUGACGUUGAGGUGCCAGUACCAACUGCUGACCUUGACCAGCUGCCAAGUCUAAAAGAAAUUAAAGCUGUGCAAGAUCAGUUUGAGAGUCUGCUGCAGAAGUCCAGGACAGGCAGAGCACAUGUUCAUCAGGAACUGAAGGAUAGAGAGGAUGUGGAGCGAGGCCUAAGCAUGGUAAAAAUCUGGAUUCAGAAUUCAAGAGAGCUCUUGUUGAACCCCACAGCUGAUAUGGACAUUCUCACACAGGAGAUGGAGGUAAUGCAUGGAGAACUGAUCACCCAUCGCCAGAAUGUGGAUAAGAUUGCAGAGCAUCAGCAGAACAAGUAUCUGGACUUGUAUACCAUCCUGCCAUCAGAAAUCUCCAUGCAGCUGGCUGAGGUUGCACUGGCACUGGGCUCAAUUGAAGAUCAGGUCCAAGCCAAAGAGAGAGACAUUCAGAAGACCAGAGUCAUCAAAGAAGAGUUUAAUUCCAGGAUUCAUGAUGUGUCUGAGAAAAUGAAAAACAUUUCUUCCACACUGAAAGAAAAGGCCACUGACAUUAAUCAAGCCAGGGAGGAAACUCGAGGUUUCUGUGAUGAGCUGGAGAGCUGUGGUAGGACACUUGCUGAGCUGGACGCUGCUGUUCAGGACUUUGGUCGGCGCAAUCCUUUUCUAGCCAAACAACUUGGUGACUCUAUUGCUAAAUUAGGAGAAAUCCAUCACCACACCCUCCGUCUGGCAGAGUAUAGGAACAUCUGGUUAAAGAAGGCUGAUACAUAUCUAGAUGAGUACAAUGAGAUGCUGGAAUUUAUAGUAAAGUGGACAGAGAGAGCAAGAAGCCUGGUAAAGGCCAACAUUAUCUGGAACUCAUCCUCUCACUUGCAGGAGCAGAUCAGAAUGUAUCAGGCUGUAUUGCGUGAAUCCAAGGAGCUCCAUGGUGAUUUGGAAGCAAUGCAGGAAAAGGUAGAGCUGUUGUCUGAGUCUCUGCAGGUAGAAGCCAUGGGCCAGCAGGUGGCUGAGCUAAGUCGACACACAGAGGAGUUGGAGCAGGCCAUCAAGUCACGUUUACAGAGUCUACAGGAUGCUGCUAAGGAUAUGGAGAAGUUUGAGAGUGAAGUAAAAACUCUGCAUGUAGCUCUGGAUCAGGUUCAGGCCACUCUAACCUCUCCUGAACUUGCUCGCCUGAGCCUCAAAGAACAGCUGACUCAGAGACAGCGCCUCUUAUCGGAGAUGGAGAGUUUUAAGCAGCAGGUGCAGGUAGUGCAGGUGUGUCAGAGUGCUCUUCGGGUGCCGGAGGAGGUCAUGAUGAGCUUGUCUAUCUGUCGCACAGCUCAUGGCCUCCAGCAGGAGGCUAGCCAGCUGCAGCACACUGCCAUCCAACAGUGCAACAUUCUUCAGGAAGCAGUGGUGCAGUAUGAACAGUAUGAGCAGGAGGUGAAACAUCUGCAAGGCCUUAUUGAGGAUGCUCACCGGGUUAUCCAGGACCGACCUGUUCAUACCAGCAACAUCCAGGAGCUGCAGACACAGAUACGCCACCAUGAGGAACUGGCACAGAAAAUCAAAGGCUAUCAGGAGCAGAUUGCGUCUCUGAACUCUAAGUGUAAGAUGUUGACAGUUAAAGCUAAGCAUGCCACCAUGCUGCUGACUGUGAGUGAUGCUGAGGGCCUGACUGACGGCACACAGGACGGAGAUAGAGGUGCCAAGCCUUCCUCACACAUGUUGACAGCUGGUCGCAGUCACACUCUCCUGUCUCCUGUCACUGAGGAGUCUGGAGAAGAGGGCACCAACAGCGAGAUCUCCUCUCCUCUUUUCUGUCGCUCCCCUUCUCCUAUCACUAACACUGAGGCCUCACUUAGCAAGUUGUCAAUGGGCCGAGCUACUCUCACCAGAGCACCUAUACAGGAGCUGUACGAUCCAACUCUGGAAUCCGUGGCUAACCUAGAUGACCUUCAGCGUUCAUGGGAAACCUUAAAAAAUGUGAUCAGCGAAAAGCAGAAAACACUUUAUGAGGCCCUGGAGAAACAGCAGCGAUACCAAGGCUCUUUACAGUCCAUUUCCACAAAGAUGGAGGCUGUUGAAUCCAAGCUGAAUGCGCCCCCUCUUCCUGAUCUGAGUCCAGACAGACAGAUGGUUCUGCAUCAGAGUCUUAUGGAGGACACUUUACGACUACAGAGUGACAUAGAUGAGCUUCAGUCCAGCUUUGCAGAGGAGCUAACCUCUGACACACUGGACUCCGACACAGCUGACCAGCUAGCCAUGCAGUCCACCCUCACAGUGCUGUCUGAGCGCAUGGCUACCAUUCACAUGAAAGCCUCAGGAAAGCAACAGCUUCUGGAGGAGCGUCUGAGUGACCGUCUGGAGAAGCAGCAGCAGGAGCAGGCCUUACAGCUCUACCUCAGUCAGGUAGACGAACUCGACCAAUGGCUUUUGAGCACACGCAGCAUGCUCAGCUCCACCCCUCAGGAUUCAGACAUGGAUGAGCAGCUCUCAGACUGCCAGAACAUGCUGCUGGAGAUUGAAGAGAAGGUGCUGGCUCUUUCUGAGCUGUCCAUGCACAGCGAGACUCUGCUGCUGGAGGGACAGCCUGAGACCAGGGAGGAGGCAGAGCAGCUAGCCCGGAAACUGCGCACCUUAAAGGGAAGCCUGUUGGAACUACAGCGGAUGCUCCAAGACAAGCAGAUCAAUAUCCAGGGCUCACUACAGGAACAGUCUGACAGUGAAUCAGACUCAAGUCUCUCUCAGAGUCCUAGUGUGCAGGAUUGGCUGGCACAGGCCCGUUCCACAAGAACCUUACAGCACCAGGACACCCUCCAGAGACAGAAGGAACUUGAGGAACAGCUGGCUGAGCAGAAAAAGCUGCUGCAAUCUGUGGCAAGUCGUGGAGAAGAGAUCCUCACCCAGCAGGCUUCACCUAUCAGUGCCAGUCAAAGCAAGGUGGUCACUCCAGAGUUGGAGCAAGAGAGCCAGACUGCUCUGGGACAGAGGAGGCAGCGAUGGGAGAGCCUGAGGAAAGAUAUGACCACCAAACUGCAGCUACUGCUGAGCACCUUAGAACAGGACACCAAGCAACCAGUUUACUCCAGAACCGCUCGAGUGAACACGUCUCCUGCUUCAGUCUAUAAAGGAGAUGCCCAGGUCCAGGACAAAUCCACACUGAAGUCAUUAUACAGGGGGUUCAGUCAGUCUUUGGAGGAUGGUACUGUUCAGGCUGCAGGUUCAUCAGAAGAAGGGCAAGAGAGCCAGAUGGAGCAGCAGCUGUAUUCAGCGGUCACUGCCACCUCGUCUUGGCUGGAUGAUGUUGAGAACACGCUGUUUUCUGGACCGGUGCUUCUGACGGAGAAUGCAGAGACACAGCUCUUUAACCAUGAGGCCUUAGGGAAAGAUGUGGCCGAUAUGACAGAAGUGGUGAGCCAGAGCCGAGGGCUGCUUGGUGGCACUGGGAGGCUGCAGGGACAGGAGCAGGCCCUGAUGGAGGACACUCUUGACUGCCUUUCUCGGAGACUGGGAGCCCUUGACUCUGCAGUUGAGCGCCGCUGUGACACCAUGAGAAGCAGAAUGCAGGAACUUACUACCUUCCAGACUGAGCUGCAGCUUCUAUUCUCUGCUCUCAGUGAGAGCAAGUUCCACAUUCUACAGAAGCUAGCUGGGAUUCUAGACAGACCAGCAACGAAACAGCUGGAGACAAUUGCAGAAGCAGAAGAAUCCCUGAAAGAAAUGGAGCAGAAAAUCACAGAUUUAAAAGCAAGAGGAGCAGAGAUGCAGCUCGAUCAGGUUUCUGUCAGUGAACUGCUGAAGCUUCAGGACACUUAUGAGGAGAUAGUGAUGACAGUGGGCUCACGCCGAAGUGGGUUGAACCAGAACAUGGCUCUAAAGAGCCAGUAUGAGCGUGCGCUACAAGACCUGGUGGAUCUGGUAGAUACAGCUCAAGACAAGAUGGCAGCUGACCAGAAGAUCAUUGCAGGCUCAGUGGAGGAAGUCCAGGGUCUAUUAGACAAGCACAAGGAAUUCUUCCAAGGGUUAGAGUGGCACAUGGUCCUGACUGAGACUUUCUAUAAGAAAAUUAGUGCCUUUGUUGUACCACGAGAGACUCAAGCGCUAGAAGAUACUCUGGCCCAGGCACAGAGUGUUCUAAAGCAGGCUCACAAGAAAGGAGUGGAGUUGGAAUACAUCCUGGAGACAUGGAGUCGCCUGGUUCUGGACUACCAGUGUUUGUAUAGGCAUUUGGAGGCAGUAGAGGGCAGCAUGCCUGCUGUUCCUCUGCUGGAGGAGACAGAGGAGAGGCUGACUGAGAGAAUACAACUUUAUCAGGGCCUUAAAUCCAUUCUGACUGAACACCAGCACAAGCUGUAUCAGGUGCUAGAGGAGGGCAAGCGCCUGUUACUCUCUGUGGGAUGCCAUAGUCUGGAGAACCAGCUUACUUUGCUGGGGGAGCACUGGCUUAGCAACUCCACCAAGGUCAACAAGGAGCUGCAGCGUCUGGAGUCCAUCCUCAAACACUGGACCAGGUAUCAGAGUGAAUCUGCUGAACUGAACCAGUGGCUCCAUGAUGCUCUGGAACGCCUAGAAUUCUGGAGCACUCAGUCGGUGACUGUGCCAUCAGAUGUAGAGACAGUUAGAGACCACCUCUCAGCAUUCCUGGAGUUCAGUAAGGAAGUUGAAGCUCGCUCCUCUUUAAAGACCUCAGUGCUAAAUGAGGGCAACCAGCUUCUAAGGUUGAAGAAGGCAGACACCGGCAUCCUCAGGUCUGAGCUGGCCCGUGUGGAGGCCCAGUGGGCCGAGCUGAUCACCCACAUCCCUGUUGUUCAGGAGAAGCUUCACCAGUCACAAAUGGACAAGUUGGCCUCCCGCCAUGCCAUUACUGAGCUGGUGAACUGGAUCUCACUGAUGGAGAAGCUGAAUGAGGAGGAUGAGGAAAACCUUAAAGGAGCAGUGGGCUCAAAAGUCAUCCAGGAGUACCUGCAACGUUAUAAGGGAUUCCGUGUGGAUGUGAACUGUAAGCAGUUGACUGUGGACUUUGUAAACCAGUCAGUGCUGCAGAUUAGUGGUCAGGAUGUGGAGAGCAAACGCAGUGACAAGACAGACUUUGCAGAGAGACUGGGGGCCAUGAACCGCCGCUGGCAAAUAUUACAGGCUCACAUCACAGAGAGGGUCCAGUACCUGGAGAGCUUACUGGAGUCCUGGCUAGAAUAUGAGAGCAAUGUGCAGAGCCUGAAGACGUGGCUUGUUGCCCAGGAGGAGCGACUCAAGAGAAAACACAGGAUUGAGGAUGUAUCUUCAGUGCAGAAUGCUCUCAAAGACUGCCAGGAAAUGGAGGAGAUGGUUAAGGAGAAGGAGAGAGAGGUGGAAAGGGUAGAAGAGCAGGCCUGUGCUCUUGUCCAGAAUAAGACAGAUGAGGCCUGUGCUAUUGUCAUGGAAACACUCCAGGCACUGAAUCACACCUGGGCCAACCUGGACCACUUGAUAGGACAGUUAAAGAUCAACCUGAAGUCAGUACUGGAUCAGUGGAGCCAGUAUAAGCUGGCAGCUGAGGAGAUCAACAGCUACCUGACAGAGGGGAGAUACUCUGUGUCCCGCUUCCGUCUGCUCACUGGAUCUCUGGAGGCAGCGCAGCUCCAGGUCCACAGUCUACAGAAUUUACAAGAGCAGCUGGACAAGCAGGAAAGCAGUCUGCGAAAGUUUGGUGCAGUCACACAUCAGCUUCUAGAAGAGUGCCAUCCAUCUGUGUCUGACUCCCUCAAUAAUACUCUUAAAGAUGUCAAUGCCAGGUGGAACAGCCUGUUGGAGGAGAUAGCGGAGCGUCUGAAGAGCAGUAAGGCUCUGCUGCAGCUUUGGCAGAGCUAUAAGGAUCUGUAUGAGCAGGGCAAUGGCAGCAUUCAGGGCCUGGAGGAGAGGGCAGAGCAGAUGCUGAAGACAGCCAGCCGGAAGGACAUCUCAGAAGAGGAAGUGUCCACCUGGAUUCAAGACUGUAGUGAGUUGUUGCGUUCGCAGGCCCCAGUCCAGGCAUCUCUUCAGGUCCUGCUGGAGCUGGGAGAGCAGCUCAAACAGCAAGUGGACACCUCAGCUGCAGCAUCCAUCCAGUCUGACCACCUGUCUCUCUCCCAGCGCCUCAGCUCCAUGGAGCAAGCUCUUAGCCGACAGCAGGCUGCUCUCCAGGCUGGAGUGCAGGACUACGAGACCUUUAAUGAGCAGGUGGACACUCUGGGUCGAUGGAUAGUGGAGGCUGAAGAGACCCUGAAGGGGCAGGAUCCCAAUGGCUCCUCUGACCUGUCAAUCAUCCAGGACCGCAUGGAAGAUCUGAAGAGACAAAUGCUGAAGUUCAGCAGUCUGGCUCCAGAUCUGGAGCGCCUGAAUGAACUGGGGUACAGACUGCCCCUCAAUGACUCAGAGAUCAAACGAAUGCAAAACCUGAACAGGAGCUGGGCCAUCACAUCUGCCCAAACCACUGAGAGAUUCAGUAAGCUGCAGGCCACCCUAUUGCAGCAACAGACGUUUCUGGAAAAGUGUGAGACGUGGAUGGAGUUCCUGGUGCAGACAGAGGAGAAGCUGGCUGUGGAGAUCUCUGGAAACUUCCAGAGUUUGAUGGAGCAGCAGAGAGCUCAUGAAUUGUUCCAGGCAGAGAUGUUCAGCAGACAGCAGAUCCUACACUCUAUCAUCAGUGAUGGACAGCGCAUGCUUGAGCAAGGCCAGGUGGAUGACAGAGACGAGUUUAAGCUGAAGUUGGCCUUGCUGAGUAACCAGUGGCAGGGGGUCGUGCGGCGGGCCCAACAGCGGAGGGGAAUCAUCGACAGCCUGAUCCGCCAGUGGCAGCGCUACAGAGAUAUGGUGGAGAAACUGCGUAAAUGGCUUGCAGAGGUGUCACAUCAAACUGAGGCCUUACAUCCUAGAGCCCCAGUACCCCUGCAGCAGGCCCGAGCCAUGCUAGAUGCUGUCCAACUGAAGGAAAAGGUGUUGCAGAGGCAGCAAGGCAGUUACAUCCUGACGGUGGAGGCUGGGAGGCAGCUGUUACUCUCUGCAGACAGCCGAGCUGAAGCAUCCCUGCAGGAGGAGCUGCUCAGCAUUCAAGAACGCUGGAGACAUGCUAACAUCUGCCUGGAGGAGCAGAAACGAGAGUUAGCUGUUCUUCUCAGGGAUUGGGAGAGAUGUGAAGAGGGCAUUGGUGGGUCUCUGGAGAAACUGAGAUCUUUUAAGCGUCAGCUCUCUCAGACUCUUCCAGAUCAACAUGAGGAACUACAGGCUGAGCAGAUGAGAUGCAAGGAUCUGGAGGGCACAUUUGAUGGCUGGACAGAGGACCUGGCUCAUCUGACUGUGCUGAGAGAGUCUCUCUCUAGCUAUAUUAGUCCUGAGGAUCUGUGUGUGCUGCAGGAGCGGAUUGAACUGCUACAUCGUCAGUGGGAGGAGAUCUGCCACCAGUUGUCUUUGCGUCGGCAGCAAGUGAGCGAGAAGCUCAAUGAGUGGGCCAUCUUUAAUGAGAAGUACAAAGAGCUAUGUGAAUGGCUCACUCACAUGGAAUGCAAAGUUUCCCAGAAUGGUGACAUCAGCAUCGAGGAGAUGAUUGAGAAACUCAGAAAGGACUACCAAGAAGAGCUAGCAGUUGCACAGGAGGAGAAGCAGCAGCUGCAGCAAAUGGGGGAGCGUUUAGUCAAAGCCAGCCAUGAGAGCAAAGCUUCCGAGAUAGAGCACAAACUCAACAAAGUCAGCGAGCGCUGGCAGCAUCUCCUCGAUCUCAUCAGUGCAAGAGCGAAGAAGCUCAGGGAGACGCUGGUGGCUGUGCAGCAGCUGGAUAAGAACAUGAGCAGCUUGCGCACCUGGCUCACCCACAUCGAGACCGAGCUCUCCCGGCCUAUUGUCUACGACACCUGCGACUUUCAGGAGAUCCAAAGAAAGCUGGACCUUCAACAGGAGCUGCAGAGGGACAUAGAGAAGCACAGCACAGGGGUGGCCUCUGUACUGAACCUAUGUGAGGUGCUGCUGCAUGACUGUGAUGCCUGUGCCACAGACGCAGAGUGUGACUCUAUCCAGCAGGCCACACGCACCCUGGACCGCCGCUGGAGGAGUAUCUGUGCAAUGUCAAUGGAAAGAAGGCUCAAGAUUGAGGAAACAUGGCGGCUCUGGCAAAAGUUCCUGGACGACUUCUCUCGCUUUGAAGACUGGUUGGCAAUGUCCGAGCGGACGGCUGCUUUGCCAAACUCCUCUGGUGUGCUUUACACAGUGGCCAAGGAAGAGCUGAAGAAAUUUGAGGCUUUUCAGCGGCAGGUACAUGAGAGUCUCACCCAACUGGAGCUGAUCAAUAAGCAGUACAGACGUUUGGCACGUGAGAACCGUACUGAUGCAGCCUGCCGUCUGCGGGAGAUGGCUCAUGAUGGAAACCAUCGCUGGGAUAACCUGCAGAGACGAGUGUCCUCCAUCCUCCGCCGUCUCAAGCACUUUAUUAGUCAAAGGGAGGAGUUUGAAACAGCCAGAGACAGCAUACUGGUGUGGCUGACUGAAAUGGACCUCCAGCUGACUAACAUUGAGCAUUUCUCUGAAUGUGAUGUUCAAGCCAAAAUCAAGCAACUUAAAGCAUUCCAGCAGGAGAUCUCUCUGAACACAGCCAAGAUUGAGCACAUCUUCCACCAGGGAGAGGCUUUAAUAGAGAAGAGUGAGCCUCUGGAUGCUACUGUCAUUGAGGAGGAGCUUGAGGAGCUGCAGCGCUACUGCCAGGAGGUGUUUGGAAGAGUGGAACGCUACUACAAGAAACUCAUCCGCCUACCGCUAACAGAUGAUGAGCAUGAUAUUUCCUACUCGGAUCGAGAGUUUGAUUUAGACGAGGCGGCAGAUGUUUCCAGCCUUCCCUGGAGUGAGCGUCUGGGAGACGGUCUGUAUUCUCCACUGCCUUCCUCCAGCCGCUCUGCUUCCCUGGCUGCCCCGCUGCGGACAGAGCGCUCAGGUCGGGACACCCCAGCCAGUGUGGACUCCAUCCCUCUGGAGUGGGAUCAUGACUAUGAUCUGAGCCGUGGCCUGGAAAGUGCAAGCAGGGCUCUGGCUUCAGAGCAUGGAGAAGAGGGAGAGGAUAGAGCUUAUCUCCAGGGCUCAGCAUCUGCACUCUCAGAUGUAGAGAUUCCAGAGAGCCCUGAGGCAUAUGUAAAACUAACAGAGCAAACACUGAGGUCCACAUCUGGUGAAACAGCCUCUCUGGAGACUCAUUUCCGGCAGCUUUCCAAAGCGCUGGAUACCAGUCGCUUCCACCUGCAGCAGACCGAGAACAUUAUCCGCAGCCGCACGCCUACUGGCCCUGAGCUUGAUGCCUCUUACAUGGGAUAUAUGCGGUUGCUUGGGGAGUGCCGUGGCAGUAUUGACACAGUGAGGAGAGUCGGCUUUGAGCUGAAAGAGGCAGAAGACAAGACUGCAGGCUUUAUGAAUCCCAACAACUCAGAAACACAGACUUCAGGUGUAAUUGAGCGAUGGGAGCUGCUGCAGGCUCAGGCUCUUAGCAAAGAGCUGCGCAUGAAGCAGAACCUGCAGCAAUGGCAGCAGUUUAACUCAGAUCUGAACAGCAUAUGGAGCUGGCUCAAUCAGGCAGAGGAGGAGCUGGAGCAACAGCGGACACUGGACGUCAGCACAGACAUACAGACCAUCGAGCUGCGCAUAAAAAAGCUGAAGGAGCUGCAGAAGGCUGUGGAUAAGCGGAAGGCUAUAGUUCUGUCCAUAAAUCUGUGCAGUUCUGAGUUUGUGCAGUCAGACAGUGAUGAGUCUCGGGAGCUGCAGGGCCGCAUGAAGGAGAUGAAUAAUCGCUGGGAUCGGCUCACCAGCUCUCUGGAUGAAUGGAGGCGCUCUCUCCAAGAUGCAUUAAUGCAGUGCCAGGACUUCCAUGAAAUGAGUCACGGUCUACUUCUGUGGCUGGAAAAUAUUGACCGGAGGAGGAAUGAAAUUGUACCUAUUGAUCAGAGUCAGGACCCUGGAACCCUGCAGGAACAUCACAAAACACUUUCACAAAUCCGUCGGGAGCUGCUUGACUCCCAGCUGAAGGUGGCCUCCUUGCAAGACAUGUCUCUGCAGCUGCUGGUCCACUCAGAGGGCAGUGACUGCUUGGAAGCCAAAGAGAAAGUGCACGUUAUUGGGAAUCGACUUAAGCUCUUGCUGAAAGAGGUUACACGUGACAUCAGAGAGCUGGAGAAGACCCUGGACAUCACCAGCAGUCAGCAGGAUCUGUCAUCUUGGUCAUCUGCUGAUGAACUGGACACAUCUGGAUCCUUGAGUCCUGUGUCUGGGCGGAGCACCCCUAGUCGCCAGCGUUCGCCACGGGGCAAAAGUAGUCUGUCACAGCCUGGACCGUCUGUGAGCAGUCCACACCGCAGGUCUCUCAGCGCCGCUGGAUCCGUUUCCUCCCAUUCUGAGGAUAAAGAGCCGCGCUCCUGGUGCAGAACAUUCCUACGACGAGUCCUUUGGGCUUCACUGCCUGUGCAGCUCCUGCUGCUCCUGCUGCUGGUGGCCUUGGCCUACCUGGUGCCUAUGUCUGCGGAGGACUACAAUUGUGCCGGGUCCAACAACUUCGCUCGCUCAUUCCACCCUAUGCUCAGCUACACCAAUGGGCCUCCUCCAAUAUGAGCCUGAGUUUGACUGACACAGUCCUCAGAAAUGCGCCCUAAAUCAAAGUUACUCUGACUGGACAACUAACUUGCACCACUACAUUAGCAGCCAAAGCCAAUCAUUGUUAUUACUGUGUCCUUGUACAGCUAGCUGCUAUGUGUGUCCACGUCUCAAGUAGAUGUGAUAAAGAAGCUCAUUGCACUGAAGCCUAAUACACUGUAAAACACGGUGGAUGUUAGUUAUACACUGUAAAACAGGUAGGCUGUUUAAUGGUACUAAAGAAGUUCUUCCAAUUUUAAAAUAAAGAGAGAAAGAUAUUUACAAAGGUAUUUUUAACUGGAUAGCACUGGAUUUUAGCUGGAAAAUGGUACCUAUCAUGUCAUGUCACCAGGCCUGAUUUUUUUGUUGUCUUUUUUGUAUCAUGAGAAGUAUUUACAUUAUUUGAUUUGUUGCAAAGAUUAUAGUGUGGAAUUGCUGAUUACAAAUGAACAACUUGUAAAAUAACAUUUAAAGAACUAUAUAUUGCAAUUAUUUUUUAUAUGUAUUUUUGGCAUGUUGUAACCUCUUGCUUUUAAAGGUGUUUAUCAUUUAUCAGAUUUGUCAUUGUUGAACACUGAUCUUAAUUUUAACUAACGUGCUGUAAUAAUCAAUUUACAUGUUAUGAAUAUACAGUAUUGUAAGAAAAAGCACCGAGAUCAUGAUGAUUUUCCUUGUACAGUUUGCUAAGGCCUAAGAAACCUUUGCAUUGAAGACACAGAAAGUAAACAGAUAAUGUGCUUAGUGGUAUUUUUUGUAUUAAUCAAAUAACAGUAUACGAACAAAAAUUAAAUUAAAUGAUAUUGAUAUUUAAA